Messenger RNA from Leptosia nina, 4077 nucleotides. The record is from the annotation of a GenBank genome assembly. Lineage: Eukaryota; Metazoa; Arthropoda; Insecta; Lepidoptera; Pieridae.
AUGCAUUUACACUUUGAAAGGAACGUGAAUGCUAAGUGCGAUUGCACGAUAUUGUCGCUAUCAUGGAUGGGGAAAGUUCCUGACGAGCUGCCUGAGGAGGAAGGAUGGAAACUAAAUCGUAAUAACUACUAUCAAGAGGGUUGGUUGGCGACAGGUAACGUUCGUGGGGUGGUGGGUGUAACCUUCACAUCGUCCCACGCGAGACGCCCCCACGAAUUACCUUUGAGGACCAACUACAACCUACGAGGACACAGAUCAGAUGUUAUACUUGUGAAGUGGAAUGAACCAUACCAGAAAUUGGCAUCGUGCGAUAGUUCGGGGGUAAUAUUCGUAUGGAUAAAGUACGAAGGUCGAUGGAGUAUUGAGUUGAUCAAUGACAGAAGCACUCCGGUCACACAUUUCUCCUGGUCACACGAUGGAAGGAUGGCUCUUAUUUGUUACCAGGAUGGCUUUGUGCUGGUAGGUUCAGUAGCUGGGCAACGUUAUUGGUCCUCAAUGUUGUCUUUGGACGCUCGGAUAACAUGCGGAUGCUGGACCCCUGAUGACAGUCAGGUAUACUUGGGAACCGCAUCUGCGCAACUGGUUGUCAUGGAUGUUCACGGUGCUAUGGUUUCUCAGGUGCAGCUUGUCGCUGAGGGAGGAAUAAUAUCAAUGGCGUGGUCCUGUGAAAAAUUCAAAAUGGAAGAGGGGGAGGAAGCUACAGAAAACAAUGGUGGACACGUCCUUGCUGUUGCUCUAGGUAGUGGGGAGAUCGUCCUUAUGCGGGGCCACGAUGACGUUAGCCCAGUACGGAUUGGCACUGGCUUGAGAGGAACAACGUUGGCUAUGGAAUGGGCUAAUUCAAGAGAACUCCUCGCUGUUGCUGGCACCUUAAUACCUGAAAACGGCGAGCCUGAAGAUAGUCCACCUUACAAGAAUGUGGUGAAAUUCUAUUCGGAUACUGGAACUCUUAUUUAUACCGUUCCCAUUCCAAACACGCAGGCCCGCGUAACAGCAUUGACUUGGGGACAUGCAGCUAGGAGGUUAUUCGUCAGCGUGGGUGGUGCAGUGUGCACAGCUCGCGUAUGGCGCGUAGUUGCCCCACUACAGUUGCUUGCUCGAGUACGAGCAGCGGCUGCACUUCGGCAUCCUAGACUUGCUGCCCGACUGCCGCUGCCGCCAAGGUUGCAGCCUGCUUUAGCGAGUCUUUUUGCACAUACAAUACGGUGUAACGUACCGGAAACAAGUGAGUUGCGACGUUUUGUAUCGCGGCCCCCCGCGGCCGGAGGGCGUCUCCAUUGUACUAUGUUACGACACGACGAUGAAGAGGCUGGGGCUUAUACCCUGUAUUUAGAACACCUAGGAGGGCUUGUGCCUUUACUGAAGGGUCGCCGGACGAGUAAGAUCAGACCAGAGUUCGUCAUUUUCGACCCGCAAGCUGAAGAAAGCGCUAUAGCACCAGUUACUAGAGAAUCGAGCAGUAGUAGUGCUGGCAGUUCGUCUAGCAGCGGUGGUAGCGCGGGUAGUUGCCGAGGAAUAUCUUCACCUCGCGCUCCACAUACACCUCGCAUUAACCGUCGUUCGCGGACUACACAAGACGAUUCCUGUUCAUCGGACACCGAACGAGAAGACGGGUGUUCAGGGUCACCGCGCCUGCAACGACGGCGACGCGCCAGAGAUAGGCGCAAGUCUAGAAAUUCCAGUGACAGAGAUGACACUCCUGAUGAACUAGCAUAUAUCGAUUCUCUACCGGAGGAUGUUAGAUUAGUGGAAGUAACAUCAAAUAUUUGGGGCACGAAGUUCAAAAUGCACGGCUUAGCAAAAAACGUACCAGCAAAUCUCGGACAAGUUACUUAUAAAACAUCCCUUUUACAUCUACAACCAAGGCAAAUGACGUUAACAAUUACGGAAUUGAGGGACGAUUAUCCCGUUGGACCUGAUCCCAAUUUUAACCCUAAUAUUUUCUCUGAAGACGAAGAAGAUGUAUUCCAAUCUAGUGACAAUAAUUCACCCACGCAUUCAAAUAAUAACAUUAGGAGAAAGUUCAACCCCUCUAUUCUUAAUGAAAGGAUAGGAAAUCCAAACAAUAUCAAUCAAGCUGACACUUCAAACAAUAAUACCACGAAUGCAACGAUAGCUAGAGCGGAAUCUUACGAAGGUUUUCCUUUUAUAGAUACGAGUGACGCUAUGAACAAUAUACCAGAGAACGUUUAUUCUACGCCCAUACGGCAUGCGCCACAAGCUACAGAAAGAAGAGUCAACACAACUACCAGUGGACCAAAUAGACACGCUAUAUCUCCUCUCCGAUGUGAAGGCUCGGUUCCUACUUUACAAUCGCCGAAGAACGCGGUCGCUCCAACUGACAUAAUUUUUGAAAGGCCUUCGCCACAGGCUGUCACGUGUGGAGGCAGAGGUGAUUUCUAUGGAGGAAGAACUGACUAUAGCGUCAGAGGUGAUAGCGUAUCUCUCAAAGGAAAUAUUUCCAAUAGCGAACAUCAAAAUUUUAAUUUAAAUCUAAGUUUAGAACCUAGUCGCCAAGUCACUAUUAAGAAAUGUGAUAGUCACGUAACUGAUAAUUGUUUGUCAAAAAUCCGUAAGAAUAUAUGCAAUAGGGGAGAAUCAGCUUCGUACGAUACUAGAAUAUUAAAGUCAUUAUGCAAUAAAAACUACGAACACGAAGUACAUCCUGAUGCAUUAAGCAAGAGAAAUGAAGUUUUGAAAAAUUUACAAAAAGGCGAGGAUCUCAAAUACAUAGACGAGGAGACGCCCGUUGAAACAACCAUUACAAAUAUAACGGAAAAGCCACGAGAAGUAGAGAGAAGAGUUCAAAGAACGACUACAGUAGUUCCCAUAAGUCCUGUUUGUGCAAACGUUCCUAUGUACGACACGAUGACGCGAAGCUGUAGUGUUGGCUAUUUAGAUCUAGUUGACCCACAGGUUCUUCACGCGCAAGUAAGCCUAUCCGCUUUACGCGGCGAACCUCAACGACGACUGGUUCUAGUUAAUAACAAGCGCCAAAAACGGCCAAAAAAAUAUUUUAAAAACGAUAUGAAAACCGUCGAAGCUACAAGAAUGCCUUUAAAGAAAUGUGGAAAAUCGCGAAGCUUAGAUUCAAGUGAACUAUCUAUCACCGCCGAUAAGGGGAAAAAACAGUUAAAGUCAGAGUUAAAUACUAAAAUGGAUAACGUUUCAGUUAAUUCCAGUAGUCGGUGUAAUAGUACAGGGGAAGAUAAUAGUGGUACGAGUACAGAGGAGAGUGGUAGGGCAGUCAGACGAUUGCGCAGAGACUAUCCAGUGUGUACGGUGUGCCGCUUGGUGUCUCCGUACGACAAACGCGACGUGGACACCGAGACGUAUGUCUGUGUGGCGUGUAGUUCGAGGUCUGCGCCACCAGUUCCACCACCGCAACCGCAACUAACAGACUCCGACUCCGACUACAGCAAGUAUUAUAGUUCCUUAGAGCAGCUGGCGUUGCGACUGCUAGCAUCGCGCGGUGGUACGCGUAGUGCUAGUUCUAAUAUUGUUCGCGAGAGCAGUUCUGCGCCCGCGUCGCCUCGACCGGCGCGGUCAACUGCUUCUGCAGUCCCUGCCUCAGCUGGAUCACCUGCACCAAGACAAAGAAAGCAUAGAUAUUCCUCUGCAUCGCCAAUUAGACAACUACUCAAUUCGCCUUUGCUGAAUCGCAGAAGGAACAAGAAAUUGUCAGAGAGUUCAGAUGAUGAAUUUCCCAACGGUUAUAACGAAAUCAAUAGUAAAAACUUCAGAGAUUUGGAGAGCUUUCAGAAGGCACAAUUAAGAAAUAAGAUAAAACGUGCUGGUGGUAACAUAAGCGCGGGUGAUCGCUCCGCUCGACGCCAGCUAGUGAUGCACAACAAAGCACCUAUGUGGAACGAGAACAGUCAAGUAUACCAAUUGGAUUUUGGCGGUCGCGUCACACAGGAAUCAGCUAAGAACUUCCAGAUCGAGUAUCAUGGGAAACAGGUCAUGCAAUUCGGACGCAUUGAUGGCAACGCGUACACUCUGGACUUCCAGUACCCAUUCUCCGCGCUGCAGGCGUUCGCGGUUGCGCUCGCGAACGUCACACAGAGGCUCAAAUGA